CUCGCACGCGCCGGGCACUUUGAUAUGACGUGUUAGACAUGCGACGCGUGGAUAACACCAGUCUCAUCACAACGUACAGCGAGGUAUAAAGACAAGCGUCUCGUUCCAGCUGAAAUAUCGCGAGAAGCAGAGCACAGGUGCGCACGGAAGAUGACGGACACUAAGCGUCUGGCCUUCUCCAUCAUCCAGUUCCUUCAUGAGCAGCUCAGUUCGGGGGGUUUGACGUCAGAUGCACAGGAAAGCCUGGAAGUUGCGAUCCAGUGCCUCGAGACAGCAUUUGGGGUCUCUAUGGAAGAUCAGAGCCUUGCGGUCACUCAAACGUUACCAGAAAUUUUUGCUUCAGCUACACCAGUGGUGUUUCAGCAUGCUGGGACACCCCAAGUGAAGAUCAACCUUGUUCCAGAUUCUCCUACAGAGGAGCAAGUUGUUGAAGCAGAAAGACUGAAAACAGAAGGCAAUGAUCAAAUGAAGGUGGACAACUUUAAUGCUGCUGUUGAGUUCUACUCCAAGGCUAUUCAGCUAAAUCCCAAAAGUGCUGUUUAUUACUGCAACAGGGCUGCAGCUUACAGCAAACUGGGGAAUUAUGCUGGAGCUGUACAGGACUGUGAGCUUGCCAUUGGAAUUGACCCUAAUUAUAGCAAAGCAUAUGGAAGAAUGGGACUGGCACUGGCAAGUUUAAACAAACAUACAGAUGCUGUGACUUACUAUAAGAAAGCACUGGAACUGGAUCCAGAAAACGAAACCUACAAAUCUAACCUGAAAAUAGCUGAAGAUAGAGUGAAGGAGACACCAAGUCCAACUGGAGGACUUGGUGGAAUUGAUCUGGCUGGUUUGCUCAGUAAUCCUGGAUUCAUGAACAUGGCAUCUACUCUCAUGAAUAACCCACAAGUGCAGCAACUGAUGUCAGGAAUGAUGUCUGGAGCAUAUGGUCCUGUUGGAACAGCAGCUGCUCCAGGGGCAAGUGCUACAAAUGAUCUCUCUGGCCUCAUCCAAGCGGGUCAGCAGUUUGCCCAGCAGAUGCAACAGCAAAAUCCAGAGCUGAUUGAGCAGCUGAGAAGUCAGAUCCGCAGCCGAACACCCAGUGCUAGCAACGAGGAUCAGCCCUGACACAUACUUGGCUUGGUUAAAGGAUGUAUUUGAUACAUGAAGACUGGCUGUCCUCUUAUUUUUGUUAUUUUUAAUUUAAAGAACUUGCAUGUUUGGCCCCAUUUAUCUUCCUAAAUAUGGUUUAGUAGAGACCAACUUACCAAAUAAAUGGAAACAGCUGUUUUUUCUUUCUUUAAAAAAAAAACCCAAGCCACUGCAUUUUUUUUUUCCAGUCAACAUAAAGGUGACAUCAGUUUUACUGGAAAAUGUAAUAUCAGUGUAGUAUGUGGUUUAGCUGUUGUACAUGUCCAGUCCCAGCCAGUGAACUUUUUAAUGCAACAAUUUAAGUCAUCCUAGACAAAAAAAAAAACAAAUUUCAUCGGUUUCAACUAAAAUAAUAGUUUCUACAUUUGCACAGCUGUUUAUAUAAUAGCUACCUACAUAUGUCUGAGCUUUUGUUAUAAAAUAAAUGAAUAAAUUCCAGA
Molecule: messenger RNA, 1571 nt
Organism: Scleropages formosus (Asian bonytongue)
Lineage: Eukaryota; Metazoa; Chordata; Actinopteri; Osteoglossiformes; Osteoglossidae
Gene: sgta
Product: small glutamine rich tetratricopeptide repeat co-chaperone alpha
Exons: 12
Coding region: 151-1107 (318 amino acids)
Biological process (GO): post-translational protein targeting to endoplasmic reticulum membrane
Cellular component (GO): TRC complex; membrane
Molecular function (GO): molecular adaptor activity; protein binding
Source: RefSeq, a predicted model, not a curated record